CUAUCAACAGGAAACCUGUUCCCUGAAGACCUGAAGAAUUUUCUAUCUACAUCUGUCUCACAGAUUUAUUUUGGUUUGCAGUAAGAUCUUCACCAUGUCCUACCUAGCACCUGUCCUUGAUAUUGGUGGAAAUGGAGGCACCCCAUUCGACUUCCGUGGUACUGACAGUGGAGCAUCACUGGAAAAGAUAAGGGUGUGGGCAGGAGGCUGGCAAAUAAGAUCCAUCAAGGUUUGGCUCACCAAUGGAGAGUACAGGGAGUUUGGGAAAGCUGAAGGAGAUUACUCUGAAUAUACAUUCAAACCCGGAGAGCUCAUCACCUCUCUUUCACUCUGGGAUAAUGCAGAGGGGGAUGAAGCUGGAACACGUCUAGGUGCCAUCAAAUUUACAACAACUCUUGAUGGCUCCUUCUUUUCAAAGAUGACCGAAUUGGAUCUGCAAAAAGAGUACCCGAUUGAUGUCGGCUCCGGCGUUUGCAUGGGAAUCGUUGGACUUGAAGGCGAAGACAUCGACAAGUUAGGGUUCCUGUUCAUCAAUCCCAUCAAGUCCACUUUCCUUACCAACACCACUUAUCCCACCCUUUAUGAUGUCAUUCCUCAGGUGGCUAUUGAGGAACUCAAAUCCAUGACUUACCAAAACGACACUAGUGUUACUCAGGAAUAUACACUAGAAACAUCAGAGAAGGUCGUCAAAAAGUCCUCCUGGUCUACGACCAACAAGAUAGAAUCAACCUUCAGCGUGACAGUGAAAGCAGCAAUUCCAGUGGUGGCAGAAGUGGAGAGUGGAUUCAGCUUCACAGAGGGAAUGGAAGAUACCUAUUCUCUGGAGUAUUCUGAAGAAAAAGAGGAGAAGGUGUCGGUUCCUGUCCAGGUUCCUCCUGGAAAAUCGGUGUAUGCAAAAGCCUGCAUUGGCCGGGCUGUCAUUGAUCUUCCCUAUACGGGCACUGUGAGGAUCACCUGUUAUAAUGAAUCUAUGCUGGAGUUUAACAUCAGUGGAAUCUACAGUGGCCUCACUUACACCACUGCAGACGUUCAUGUGGUAGAACAUGUUAAAUCGCAGGAGUAG
Molecule: messenger RNA, 1063 nt
Organism: Colossoma macropomum (tambaqui)
Lineage: Eukaryota; Metazoa; Chordata; Actinopteri; Characiformes; Serrasalmidae
Product: aerolysin-like protein
Exons: 2
Coding region: 95-1063 (322 amino acids)
Source: RefSeq, a predicted model, not a curated record